Molecule: messenger RNA, 6390 nt
Organism: Dreissena polymorpha
Lineage: Eukaryota; Metazoa; Mollusca; Bivalvia; Myida; Dreissenidae
Product: disintegrin and metalloproteinase domain-containing protein unc-71-like
Exons: 25
Coding region: 107-4474 (1455 amino acids)
Biological process (GO): membrane protein ectodomain proteolysis
Molecular function (GO): metalloendopeptidase activity
Source: RefSeq, a predicted model, not a curated record
UUGCACGGAUCAGCGGCUUCUUUGAAGUUAGUCACUUCACGAACGCGAGUGUGUGAGUGAUGUAAAACGUAAAAAAUGUUGGAGUUAUCGUCGAAACUAACUUAAAAUGGGAUUAGACAACUUAAAAAGAUUCAUCAUAGUGUGGAGUUUGUUCAACGGAAUAAUUUGUAACGAUCAAGAGUUAGAUGUGUCAAGCCUGCUGCGGAAGCACCCGUUCAACCAGUUCCUGUUUAGCACGGUUCCCAAACCGUUCCACAUCGUGAACCCCAAGCAGGUCGUGCGACAGAGCCUGGAACCAGUGGACACGCGUGAACGACAGCUUCCUCACCAUGGAAUCUAUGAGCAUGCAGAGCAAGUGACAUUUCAGAUAGUUAUUGACAAAAAGAAGCACAAGUUAAAAUUACAGAGAAAUGAUAAGCUGUUUUCUGCGGGUAUCCAGGUGAAGUACUUUCAAGAUGAGAAGUCGCAGAGGGAGAUCGUAACCAAGACGGUGGAGCACUGCUACUACCAGGGCACUGUGAGGAGGGAUGAGUGGUCAGCAGUGGCCGUGUCCACAUGUCAGGGAAUACGGGGUGUCAUACAGAUGAACAAUGAGACCUACCUGAUUCAUCCGAUGGAAGGAGGGGUUGCAGGGGAGGAAUGGCCGCACAUGAUAUACAAGGGAAGUAACUCAGAGGUGGAAAGUUGUGGAAACAGUCAGGGCAAGUGGCUUCCCUUUCAUGAGCUGCACAAAAAUGACUACAUCAGCAAAUUGAAAUACCUCAACCACAAGCGGAAGCAGAACCCGGAGAGUGACUCGCCCCUGGUGACCAACAAAUUCCUGAAGCUGGCGCUGGUGCUGGACAACUCAAUGUACUGGAGCCUGAACCUCACAGUGCAGGACAUGCUGCAGUAUGCAGCGCUCACUGCAAACAUUGUGGACAUGUACUAUGAAGAGUUGAACGUGGAUGUAGCACUGUCCUAUGUGGAGUUCUGGAACACGAGGAACCGUAUCCCUGUCACAGAGAGGCUUAGAGAGACCCUAGAGAACUUCAUGAAGUUCCAGGACACCCACCUACGUGACGCCGAGUAUCACACUGCACAUCUCCUCACUCGUCGUCGGUUUGAGAGUACAUCAGUAGGAAUGGCGGUGCCUGACUCUGUGUGUACUUCCAGGGCAGGAGGCAUUAACUGGAACCCCAGCUACCUGCAGAUUCAGCAGGGCGCCACCAUCCUGUCCCACAUGAUUGGACAUAACCUGGGCAUCAAGCAUGAUGAAGAUGCGAAAUGGAGAAAUUUGUAUCAUGAAGGGGGCUGUGAUUGCAAGGAUGAGUUUGGCUGCAUCAUGUCCACUGAAGUUCUAGGUACCCCAGAUCUUCACUCGCGGAUGUUUUCUCGCUGUAGCUACAAGGACUGGGACAUCUCCCUCAACAUGGGCAUUGCUAACUGUCUCACCUUGGACCCUCAGCCCAAGUUCCAGCAGACGUGUGGCAACAAAUAUGUAGAGAGAGGGGAGGAGUGUGACUGUGGAUCACCAGAGGAGUGUGCCCUCUCUGACCCCUGCUGUGACCCGGGCACCUGUCUGCUGAAAUACUGGGCCCAGUGUCGUACAGGGGCAUGCUGCCAUAACUGCUCAUACCUGGCCACAGACUAUGUAUGUCGUGAGAGGUCCACAGACUGUGAUGUGCCUGAGUUCUGUACGGGGCGGGACGGAGAGUGCCCUGCCAACAACUAUGCAAAGGACGGUCACACGUGUAAUAACAACACAGGCUACUGCAUGGGGGGAGUGUGUCCCACACUGGACAAGCAGUGUCAGCACAUCUGGGGCUCAGACGCACUGAAGGCAGAUGGCCAGUGCUAUGAGAGGUUCAACCCUACUGGGAACUUUAACGGCCAUUGUGGCAAGGAGAACAGCACCGGCUCUUAUGCCAAGUGUCUGCCUGAGGACAUCCAGUGCGGCCUGUUACACUGCUCUGGUGGACUCAAGCAGCCGCUGUAUGGGCCGGAUAAGGACUCUUCCAAGACCACUUUCUCAUCUAAUGGACAUGAAUAUGAAUGCAAAACGGUGCAUGGACCGUCGACCCUGGACCUCCCCAACCUGGGUAUCGUGCUGGAUGGCACCAGGUGUGGCGAGGAGCGUGUGUGCAUGAACAGGAAGUGUGUGGCCCUUACCAACCUGCAGCCCCUGCAGUGUCCAGGAAUGUCACAGGGGGCCACCUGCUUGGGGCGUGGGGUGUGCACAAAGGAUGACACGUGUUUUUGUGACCCCAUUUGGGCAGGGCCUGACUGUAGUGUGCGGCUGAAGGCCCCCCGCCCUGCCCUGUCCCUCCACUCCUUGCACACUACUACCGUUGUCACGACAACCAGUGCAGAGAAAGUCAGGGUCAUGCCUCUUAAUGUGACCUUCACCUCACCUCCCCAUGCAGUCACUACUGACAUGUCAUCAUCUGCAGUUGUGCAAGCAAAAGAAAACAGCUGGAUGGACACAAAGUGGAUGAUGAUCAUCCUGGCAGGUGUGGUUGGAGGGCUGGCAUUGUUGCUUGGAGUCUCUUUCCUCUGCUAUAGACGACGUAGCCCAAAGACUUCGAAAAAGAAGAAAAAGUUCAUCCAUCACUGUGAGGAAGGGGAGGUAGAGUCAGCCAACAAACUCAUCAAGUUUGGUUCCCUGCCCUCAUACAGAGAUGAGAAAACAAAAAGAAAGAAAGGCAAGAAAGGUAAGAAAGGAGAUAAGUCAGCAGAGGACAGUGAUGUGGAAUUACCUCCCCCGCCCGUCAUUAUAUCAGACCCAAACAGUGCAAAACCGGAAAAGGGAAUCCUCAAAGGUGCCUUCAGUGCUAUGAAGUAUGAGAACGACCGACGCAGCAGUGAGUCCAACACGGCCACCUCGUCUGGCAACGGAGAGGGAGACAGCGUGGGUCCGUACGACGAGAUUGACGAGGAGGACACUGAGGCGGGAGAGAUCCAGGACAUCUUUGGAACGUUUGACCAGCAGGGGAAGUCACUCGAUAACAUGAUUGAGUCUUCCAGCUUUGAUUUUAUGUUGCCACCGCCAUUCAGCAAUCUGGGUCUGCAGAAUCGGUCUCCUUCGCCACCUCGCAAGUUCACCGGCUAUGAUCGUCCUCUCUCAAACCUCACUCAGAGACCAAAUAUGUGGAUGCAGAAUAUCACCUCGCCGCCAAAGUCCCGUGUGUUGCGGAUGCGGAAUCUGGAUCAGCUGUUACAAACCAUCGAUCGCAAUACUAUAGACUUAUCUCCGUCGCCCGAUGACCCACCGGUUGUGAUUUCGCCGUCGACUUCGGAAGAUGUGAGGUCCAGUUCCACGGAUGACAGGCACUACCCUACGAGUAGUCAGGACCCACAAAGCCCAAACUCCAUCACGAGUGGCAGCACAUGCACGGCUCUACGGCCACUGCUGGGCAGUCAGUGGAGCAAGUAUGUGCUGCACAAGAAUAAUAGCAAUGUUGGGAAUUUUUGUUUGGACGACAUCGAGUCCCCAUUACCUCAUAUUAACAUACCCCCACCUAUGAAUCCGAUUAAUAUCAGAAGCAUUUUCAACUAUGGACAAAAACUUAGUGGCAGGGAUAACAGUGAUACCCCUCUAGGAAGCCAAAACGGUGAGUGUAGCUCAAACAAUGGGACAAACAAUUCUCGCAGUGGUUACGAGAAAAGUUCUGGGUAUGGAAGUGAACAUGACCCGGAAAGGUUUAGCAUCGAGGAUGUUUCUCGGAACCAUUCACGGUCUGGUUCUGCGUCUCCACCUUCAUUCAGCGCAGUGAUAAGGACUGGUCCCAACCAGAUCAAAUUGGUUCCAGCUGGUAAAUAUGGUGGAGCAAGCUAUAAUCCCAUGGAUAAUGACUUGCAGAAACUUCUGGAUGGAGUUCCUAGAAUCGAUGCGGGGUGCUAUGAACGAAGCCCAAUCCUACUGACUAAUGAGGGAUCAAGGGCAGGCACGUGUAGUAACGUCACGUCAGGAACGAGCACUCUGGAGACUUUGAAAAACUCCUCCCACGACUGCCAGUCCUCGAGUAUGAACUCAGAAACAAACACUCUUGUCAACUCUGAGUUGGACAUUUCUAACGACAUCUGUGACGAGUCUGUCAACACGCUUGAUCAGCAGCUGCGUGAAGCGAGCGAGGGUCGUUUCAUAAAUGACGGGGACGAGUCAUUCACAAGUGAACAUUCAAAGCACCCGCUACCUGAAUUACCAAAUGGUAUUUUGCCAAAUCCCAAGCCUUUGGGUGAAAUAGACCGAGAUCAAACAGAAAGUGGUCAGUGUAUUGACAGAAGCUUGGAAGAGAUAUCUCCUUUGGACAAUCACAAGAAUAGAAAUCAUAGGAAAAACUUGCGGCAUUCAAGCAAGGGCAAUCGGCCUCUGAGUCAGAGUUACAGUUCAAAAGACACAAACUGUGAUGAGGUUGCCACUGAAAGGGAUUCCUUGUUAGUGAAUAGGUUUAGUGCAAUAGAACCCCAUACUGUGGACAUCUGUGACUGCUAGUUACAAAGAUAGCAAAUGGUGUUCUAGUAUUUAUAGAAAUAUUUUUGCAUUGUGAAUAUCAUGUAUUUUGUUAUAAUGUAAGCCUCACUGCCUCUGGCCUAGUCAAAAGACAUUAUUCAUGGCCAUCUAUAUAGUCUGUUUAUACAGUUGAUCUUCAUGUUGAAAUGUCACCAAUAUUGUUUAAUCCCAUUUCACCUCAUUUUAAAAAAGACUUCAAAGUUGAAAUUAGUUGUAGUUAAACAAGGUUUGUAUGGGUAAUUAAUGAGUUAAUUGAUGAGAUUCUUGCAUAAUUAAAUGAAACCCAUCUUUUCAUAUCAUGCUCAUACUAUGAUAGAACAUGUAUAUUUAUUAGCGCAUCUUACAUCAUGGGCUAAUUUUAAAACUAUUGUAUUCGUUAAACAUUUUUUGGACAAAAACAAUAGUUUUAAACUGAACCCUUUAUUUAUUUGCGUUUUUUUCUUGCCAGGAUAUGGUCUCAAAUAUAAUAAAUGUGCAAAUUUUCCCUUUUUACAUGAAUCUCAAGUGUUUCUUUGAAACAAAUCUGAAUUCUGAAAUAGUUUUGCAUAUGGUUCAUCAAUAGAAGUUUUUAUACAGUGCAUUUGAAUUAUCAUGCUUGGGAAAUUGUUUACCUAAGCUAUUUAACAAAAUGCCAAAUACACUAUUUUUGUGUUGUAUAUUUUCUGAAACAGUUUCUUUGUGUGCUUUCCGUUAUAAAAGAUUUUACAGCUAUCAAUCAUUUUAAUAAGUAUAUCAUAUUACUGUUUAAACUUCAUUUUUGAAUUUCAUUUUAUUGGUUGCUCGGAUGCUACUGCCAUAAGAAGUAAUUCUUAUUACCAUGAAACCGUAACUUAUUUGGAUUGGUUACUUUUUUCUUGAUAAGAUUAUCGUCUCAAAUAUAAAUAAAUGUGCUUAUAAGAUGGUGUAAAUAAUCUGUCAUUAUCACACUGUUCAUACGACCAAGUCUUCCAGGAACAAUUUCCGUCAGUGAACAGAGUAUCAUGUACUCCGGUUGUGUUUCAAACCUGGUUAAGUGCACUGGAUCAGCAUUCUUUUUCCAACAAUGAGCUACUUGCUUCGAAAACGAUGAGUGUAAAGUGUAGUCCAAGAUUAGCUUGUGCAGUCUGCAUAGGCUAAUCAGCGACGAAACUUUCCACCCAAACUGGAUUUUUGAUAUGAAAUUACUUCCCUUCAACCAAAAAUACCAUGAAAGCAGAAAGUGUUGUCCCUGAGUUAGGAACAACAGCUUACCCAAAACAAAGCUGAAAUAUAUGUAACAAUGUGACUGCAGUCAUACUUUUUGUUGUACAAGUUGUCUUUUUCAUUUACUUGGAUGAACCACUUAAAUAUAUUUGCACAUAUUUUGAAGAAAAAAAUGUUUUUUUUAUGUUUUUACAACUUGUUGCAAUGUUUAUGUGCUUAUGGAUUUUCUCAUAAAGUUUAUUAUGUCAGAUGACCAAAGCUUUGUUUAUAAUUGUAUUUGGGUAAAGUUGAUUUCAUGUCAUAAUGAAAUGUGUAAAAAUCGAUUGCCUGUUGUGCACAUAUGCUUUUAAGUUAUGUUCAAACUGACAGUCCCAAUGCAUUUUUAUGAUUUGUAUCAUGAGAGAUAUAUUGGCCAUAUUUUCUUUUGUUAUUGCUAUUUAAUUGGAUUUUUGCUUGUUAAUUUAAUGAUAUCUUGUAUUUUAGAAUAUGUUUUCGUAAACUGUCUAUUCUGCAAAUAUUUAUUAAUACAAAAACAUUUACUGUUAUGAUUGUUGUGCCACUUUGGGAAUACAUUUGUGUACCUUGUUAAAGAGUACGUAUGGGAACAUGUGAAUACAUUUGUGUACCUUGUUAAAGAGUACGUAUGGGAACAUGUGAAUACAUUUGUGUACCUUGUUAAAGAGUACGUAUGGGAACAUGUGAAUACAUUUGUGUAC